AUGAUAGCGUUUCUCGGUCGUAGACACUUCAUUAACGUCCCAUUGCGAUCGAAGAGCAGAUAUACCACAACAAACUGGGCAACUUUUCAGAUAAGAUUUAAUUCAGGCGUUACACAGAAGGUGAAGUGUGCAGAUUAUGCGAUAGAGAACAUUCAUAACCUAAAGGAGGCAUUGCCGGAGCUCUGGGAAUCGGAGGCUAAGCCUGGAAAAGUUAGGUACUCCGGCAAGCUUCCCGUGGAAACUCCGGUGGUAGCGUGA
This is a messenger RNA of Microthlaspi erraticum, 258 nucleotides long. The record is from the annotation of a GenBank genome assembly. NCBI's taxonomy places the organism in Eukaryota, Viridiplantae, Streptophyta, Magnoliopsida, Brassicales, Brassicaceae.